AUGGCUUGCUCUCGCGAUGGCGACGGCGACCCACCCCCGCCUGCGGCGCUGGUUCCCCCCGCCGUCCCCUCCGACCCCGUCGCCGCUCCGGCUUCCGCGCCCCCUCCCCCGCUGCCGGCGCCGCCCGCGGCGGCCGUGCCGCCGCUCCCUCCGCUCUCCCCUGCCCCUACACAUCGCGUCCGGUGGGCGGACCUCGCUGACGAGGAUCCGCUGCCCUCCCCCGCCGGGCACCCCUCCCCCUCUCCCGCCGCUCCCCGUCGCACUGCCCAGCCCGGCCGGACCGGUGGCUCAGCCCCCCAGGUGAGGGAUUCUGCCGCCGGCUCGUGGCUCGUGCGGUCGCCGACGCCGCCCUCGAGUUCAACUCGGGCCGCGGGAAUGCAAGGCGUGGCCUUGAGGAACGGGGGUGGUCGCCGCCGGCGCGACCGCUCUUGGGGCGUGGCUGGCCGAUCCGACCGCGGCUCCAGCCGCGCGUCAUGGCGCCGCCCGUUGGCUGCUCUGCGCCCGGUGACUGCUCUGGCGUCGCCGGCGACGCGCGCAGGUCCGGCUCCCAUGGCCCCGGCUGCUCGCUCCUCCCCUUUUCGCCCGUUCAUCGCCACCUUCGGGUCCUUCUCGCUGCGUUUCCGAGCCUCCAUCCCAUGCGUCGUCCCUGGUUGCCCCUCACCGGCGGCGUGUCGGUGGCGGUGGCGCCUCCUGCUAGUCGUGGGGAAACCCUCCGGGUUUCUCCCCCCCCCCCCCCCGCCGCCGCCUCCUGGGCCGCUCAUCACCCGAUCGGGGCAUUCUGGGCCGCGGUCAGGCCCAUCAGCCGCUCGCGCUUGCUGGGCCCGCCUCGCCCCGGCUGGGCCGGCCCGCGGUGGCUGGGCCGCCCCUGUGCCCUAG
Messenger RNA from Aegilops tauschii subsp. strangulata, 876 nucleotides. Lineage: Eukaryota; Viridiplantae; Streptophyta; Magnoliopsida; Poales; Poaceae. The record is from RefSeq and is a predicted model, not a curated record.